Molecule: messenger RNA, 990 nt
Organism: Calliphora vicina (urban bluebottle blowfly)
Lineage: Eukaryota; Metazoa; Arthropoda; Insecta; Diptera; Calliphoridae
Gene: Sbp2
Product: SECIS-binding protein 2
Exons: 3
Coding region: 38-934 (298 amino acids)
Biological process (GO): selenocysteine incorporation
Cellular component (GO): ribonucleoprotein complex
Molecular function (GO): mRNA 3'-UTR binding; ribonucleoprotein complex binding; selenocysteine insertion sequence binding
Source: RefSeq, a predicted model, not a curated record
UCUAAUUAAAUCUGCAUAGAGUUUUUGUAUUGGCAAAAUGUCUGACAAAUUUAAAGUAAUUGACCAUGUCACCUUUGAAAGAAUGCAACAAAGUAGCAGUAAAGCAGCAGCUACAACUGCCGUGCCAAAAAUACGCAAUUCCAAAUACAAGCGUAUGACUGCCACAUCCAAUUUCAAUUUGAUGCAGUUUGUCAAAGUCAAACAGCGAGGCAAGUCAUCGGAAUUGGGGAAGAGAGUUAAAAUACGAAAACGUAUUGUUGUGGCGACAAAGAAAAAAGGUAAACAGCGGGAAAAUGGUAAAGCAAAGAAGCCUAGCCGUCUGAAAAAGUCCAUUUUACAAUAUCGCCAAAAGAAACGGGAAGAGGCCCAGUUGGAGCAGCAAAUAACAGACUCGGUGCAUAAAUUGAUGCACUUAAAAGUGAAAGAUGAUAGUACAGAAAAUGAAAACAGAACUUCUGGGUUAUAUUCAAGGAAAUUCCGAGCAUAUUGUAAUUGUUGUACAACGUCGGAUUUGAAGCAAUAUUGUGAACAGCUUAUAAGGGAACUAAAUCAUUUUCAGCGACGAGCAUAUGCCCAAAAUGAAAUCAAGGCUAGAGCUCAUAGACGUUUUGUUGUUGGAUUUCGUCAAGUUCAAAAUUAUUUGCGUAUAAAUAAAAUAAAAUUAGUUAUUAUAGCAACAGAUUGUGAGCAUAAUGAAGGAGAUGUUAGUUUAGAUGAUACUAUUGAAAGUAUUAAGACUAUAUGUAACGAUCAACAAAUACCAGUAGUGUUUGCAUUUCGGAGACGUGAAAUGGCUUAUUUUCUUUACAAAAAGGCAUCUAUCAGUUGUAUUGGUAUUUUAGAUUAUGAUGGAGCUCGUGAUAUAUUUUCAAACCUAAUGGAAGCUUUAAGAAAAGCACGCGAAAUGUAUGAAUCUCUUUUAAAGAAUAAUUAAAUAUAUAUUAUUGUAUAAAAUAUAUGAAUGGAUUAAAUUGUUUUUGUUUGACAUUU